AUGGCUGAUAGUGAUUUAUCAGAUGACCAGUCAGACAGUACCAUCGAAGAAACAUUGGUUAUGCUAAAUUUACCUUCAUUAAAUAAUGACGAAAAUAGAUUAAAGAAUUUAAAUACUUAUCGUAAACAAAAAGGAAAUGAAAUUUAUAUAGAAAAGAAAAAUCAUGAUGUUACAACAAAUGAUGAUUUUAUUAUAAAAAAAAAAAAUGACUCAAAUUAUAUAUCAGACAUGAACACGGUCAGAAAUAAUUCAAACAAUUUCAGCAAUUUGAAUAAAUUAGAGAUUGAUUUAACAAAUGAACAUGAAGUAGUGGAAGAGGUAAAAAGUGACUUAAGCAGUGAAAUAAGUUUAAAUGGUGCUCACGAAAAAAUUGAUAAUAAUAAAAAAUCUACGAUUAUUGAAAUAGUAGAAGAUACACAUGAAAAAGUAAAUAAUAAUAAAGAAAAGGAUAACAAAAAUAGUAAAAGUGUAAAUAAUAAUGAUGACCUUGAUAAUAUACCUUUUGAAAUAAAUAGUAUAUCAUUAAAAAAUUUAUUUGAUGAAUGCCCUGAAUGUAUUCUAAAUAAUAAAUACAAAUUUAAAGGAGUUCAUACAUCCAGUAUUGGUACAAAUUUAUAUUUUAAAGAGCCAGAAAAUAUAAAAAAUAAAAAACUUUUAAAAAAUUAUGAUCUAUCAUAUGAAGAUUAUGAAAAAAAUGUAAAAGGAGACAAUAAUAUAACAAGAGAUGAUUUUACUAUUUAUGAAGGGUUUUCCACAAAAAUUAUUUCAUUUGAAAUAGACUAUUAA
Plasmodium vinckei vinckei is the source of this 786-nucleotide messenger RNA. RefSeq names its product conserved Plasmodium protein, unknown function. Bases 1 to 786 code for a protein of 261 amino acids. The record is from RefSeq and is a predicted model, not a curated record. The transcript has a single exon. Lineage: Eukaryota; Apicomplexa; Aconoidasida; Haemosporida; Plasmodiidae.